This is a messenger RNA of Micropterus salmoides (largemouth bass), 1648 nucleotides long. It is a transcript of the gene ethe1, whose product is annotated as ETHE1 persulfide dioxygenase. Gene Ontology annotation, biological process: glutathione metabolic process; hydrogen sulfide metabolic process. NCBI's taxonomy places the organism in Eukaryota, Metazoa, Chordata, Actinopteri, Centrarchiformes, Centrarchidae. The record is from RefSeq and is a predicted model, not a curated record. Gene Ontology annotation, molecular function: sulfur dioxygenase activity.
CAGACAUACCUUUUAUAUGGUAAUGACUGAUGUCUGUGCUGUAACUGAUCUAACGCGCUUAUGACAGUACAGUACAGAAAGAUGACCUGCACGAUUGUAUCGUUAGUGGACCAACCCACAUUUUGUUGCUCGAUAAGAAACACUUGGCAGCGGUGGUUUACCGGCCAUGAGUGACGCUGUAACACUACGAUUGUCUUUCAUUCAAUCCAGUGUGAGAGUUUAGGUUUAAAACAACUCUGAGCGCUGAGUUAUCUUGAACGCAAUUUUAUGAUCUGGCGUAAGCUGAAGGCAAACAAAGGUCCAUGAGGAAGCGCGAUCUUAACCGCAGCCACUGACGCGUCUGAUUGCGUCGUAACUGUUGUUGUCAAGGCAUAUUUCUUACUUGAGAUAAUAAUCGGGUUGUGUAGUCGGGACAUACACGACGAACGACAAUGUGCUCGGUAAUAACGAGGGUAAAACCAGUUCACCGGGCUCUGGCUCUCACGCUUCGCAUCAGAGCAAACACCGAAGGCUCGAGUUACGCAGCAGCCGAGAGCAGGCGCUUCUAUCACGGCGUAAGUACUGGCAACAGCCCGCUACGAGCUAUCGGCAGAUCGUAUUGCUCCAGGAUGGCGAUGACCGAAGGACUGCUCUUCAGACAGCUAUUUGAGUCUGAGAGUAGCACAUACACCUACCUGCUGGCAGACACAGAGACCAAGGAGGCGAUCCUCAUCGAUCCUGUACUGGAGACCAUUGACAGGGACCUGAAGCUCAUACAUGAACUGGUCGAUCUAAAAAUGGCAGUGAACACCCAUUGCCAUGCGGACCACAUCACAAGCACUGGGCUGAUGAAGAAAAGACUGGCUGGCCUGAAGAGUGCAAUCUCCAAAUUAAGCGGUGCCUCAGCAGAUAUCCACCUGUCAGAGGGAGACAAGAUCACAUUUGGAAAACAUUUUCUGACCGUGAGAGAGACACCGGGACAUACUGAUGGGUGUGUGACGCUGGUGUCAGGGGAUCAGAGCAUGGCUUUUACUGGAGACGCGCUGCUCAUCAGAGGCUGUGGCAGGACAGACUUCCAGCAAGGCAGUGCUAAGAAGCUGUACCAGUCAAUCCAUGGGAAGAUCUUUACUCUGCCAGACCAUUGCCUCAUCUACCCAGCACAUGACUACUUAGGUCAGACGGUGUCUACGGUCGGCGAGGAGCGCAAGUUUAACCCGCGCUUGACCAAGCGCUUGGAGGAGUUUGUGAAAAUCAUGGAUAACCUGAAUCUCCCCAAGCCUGCAAAAAUAGAUAUUUCAGUGCCUGCUAAUCUGGUUUGUGGAGUACACCAAGUCUGAAUGUCCUGCAGAAGGAAGACUUUUAUUCAAAUCAACUAAAUCAAAGCAAAGUGAUUAACAUUUAAGCAGGAUUAACUGAAAACUGAUUACCAUAAAGUGCUUUAUUAUGUGCAAUUGUGUAAAUGUAAAGACGUAAUUAGCUGAAUAGCUGUUGUCAAUUGGAGAAUGGCUACUGAUAUCAUUGUGAUCACAGUGAAAAUAAAUAUGAAAUCAGUUAUUUUUUUAACUGUUAGAAAUGAGUGCUAAAGAUCUGUACAUGAGGAAAAAACACUAUUACAAAAGUUUUUCUGGAUUUUGAAUAAAUUUAAAUGUGUGUAUUUUUUUUUACUCUA